Molecule: messenger RNA, 2616 nt
Organism: Branchiostoma belcheri (Belcher's lancelet)
Lineage: Eukaryota; Metazoa; Chordata; Leptocardii; Amphioxiformes; Branchiostomatidae
Exons: 11
Coding region: 1-2616 (871 amino acids)
Biological process (GO): monoatomic ion transmembrane transport
Cellular component (GO): membrane
Molecular function (GO): carbohydrate binding; transmembrane signaling receptor activity; extracellular ligand-gated monoatomic ion channel activity
Source: RefSeq, a predicted model, not a curated record
AUGAUGCAUCUCGUUACACUAGCUAUACAGGACCAUGCCUGCGAGGGGCAAACCUUGCAGCUGUCCUGCUCCGUGGGACAGACGCUCCUGAUCGAGAAUGCCAACUACGGUCGAACGUCCGCUCACCAUACCUGCGGCUAUGAUUCGAGUACAGGCUGUCAAGCACCCAAUAGCCUGUCCACCAUGAGGGAGCGCUGUGAUGGUUUUCAGCUGUGCUGCGUUACAGCAGAUGACCAGGUCUUCGGUGACCCUUGUAGCGGUGUCCCCAAGUACUUAGAAGUGACAUACCGUUGUCAAGACCAGACGACCAACAACUUCCUUGUCGAACUGCGGAACUGUCUCCACCCCGGCUUGGAGACCUGGAUCGGACUGAACGAUGUGGAAGAACAUGGAAACUUCGUGUGGGAGGAUGGAGAACCACUGGGAAGUUUCAACGACUGGGGACCCGGGCAACCCUACCGCGGUGGUGCAGGCUGUGUUCGCAUUAGGAAUGCCGCGUACUGGAACGGCCUUAAUACGUGGGACGAUACACAUUCCAGCGUGACUGUGAUGAUCCUCCAGCACCAGAACACGUCCUCCUCCCGCCUCGGUGCAGCUGCUUCUCCCUCCAAUGGAACAGCCAGUGUACCUAUGAAUGUCUCCCAGGAUUCCAUGGGGUUUCUGGGGAUGUCGUCAGGACCUGCGAUGCACAAGAGAUACAGUCGUGGUCAGCUUGGGGCUCCUGGUCCAACUGUAGCGUCGGCUGUGGACUGGGUCGGCAGACGAGAGAUCGCGAGUGUCCCAACCAACCGGACAGCUUCUGCCACGGGAAUUCCAGAGAUGUUCAGCUGUGCUACGCAGUUCAACUCUGCACAGAACAUGUCCGUGACGAUUGAGUACGUGUUCUCCUGGUUCAACUCGACGCUGAGCGGACUGACCGACGGCUGGGUCCCGGCCCCUGACAGCCUGGUCUCGCCGCCGCCGCUGGCGUUUGGCACCACGGUACGUCAGGCCGCUGCCGUGGACGGCGAGGCGUCAUCGAGGUGGCUGAACGAGGAAGGACUGGUCGUGUACAAAAUGACGCGGAAGUUCAAGGUGUCGUGUUCAGUAUCGCUGAAGAACUACCCGUUCGACACCCAGACCUGCGUUGUGCAGCUGCGCGGAUACGGUGGAGCUAGACUGCGGCUUCUGCCACUGGAUGACGUCACGUUGGCCGCGAUCAAGACAGACGCGACGGAAGUUGUGUCUCAGUUUGAGCUGACUGGAGUGGAGAUCCAGGGCGCCUUCCACUCCUUCAUGUCCAACACUAAAGGUGAUGGUUGCAUCUUCUUCAAGAAGACUUGUGAUUACGACAUCGACAGGUGUCUGUUUGGACGUUACGAGUCUUGUGACGCAAGCGAGGAAUGUGGACAGUGCCGGAGGACAGUAGGAACAUGCCGGUCGGAGUUAGACGAUUGCCGCCACUAUCACUCAGAUUCCAACGGCUACACCACGAUAGACGUCCUGGUGCACCUGCGUCGGCGGCUGAUGAGCUCCGUACUGCGGGUGUUCCUGCCGUCUGUAACGGUGGUCGUGUCGGCCUACCUGCAGCUGUGGAUGCCGCUGCGCCUGUCUGACAUCACAGGCAGGUUCAGCCUGGCCGUCACCACGUACCUGGCCAUGAUCUACCAGAGCAGCAGCGUGCGGAUGCCGUGGAUAUCAGAAGCCAGAGCAGUAGACAUCUGGUUCGGAGGAUGCCAGGCUCUCAUCACGCUGAUGAUGUUGGAGACAGGACUGGUCCAUUUUAUCUACUCCCGUCGCCUGAAGAAGGAGGAGAAGAAGGUCCGGAAGCAGCAGGAGAACCCUCCGAUCAGGAUCCCCCGCCCGGGGUACUCCACCGCCCCUGCCAGCAGCCUGGAGGAGCUGUUCGGCCGCCGCUGUCCCGAGGGUGCUCUCCGAGUCAGCGCCUUCGAUAGAAUCAGCAGGCCGUUCAAGAUCCCCAGGCCGAAGCUGAAGGACCCGGGGAACAUUAUGUGGCACCGCCUGCCGGACCAGAAGUGGAUCGUCAUCCCCCGGCCCGAGGACAAAGACGAGGCGGAUAGUCCGGAACCGGCGGCGCCAAAGGACAAGGGGCAGAAGAAGGCCAGCAAGCUUAAGAAGUCCAGCAAGAAGGCCAAGAAGGAAGAGCGGCGAUCUAAGACCCAGCGUCCUGAGUCGAUCCCGCUGCAGAAGUUGGACCAGGAGUCCUCGGAAAUGAACCUGAGGAGACGGCGGCAGCCAGUCCGUAACCCGAGCGAAGAUCUGGUGCGCGUCGGGUGGGAGCUGGCCGCAGGAGGAGGCUGGAAGUCCGUGUACGGCACCGAGGAGAUGGCGGACGACAUCGCCAAGACCUGCAAGCCCAUCCCCAGGGCCAAGUCCGUAUACCAGCUCCGCGGAGUGUGCGAUCCGGACAGUCCGGUGGUCACGGUCCCGAUUCCCGCGGAGUUUACUUCGUACGCCUUCCCCCCUUCCAUCAUCGACCCGGAGGAAGAGGCAGAGAAGCUGGAGAAGAUAGAGGCUGUGACGGCCAGGAUUGACCGGGUGGCCAGGAUUGUGUUUCCUGUCGUCUUUGUGGCUUUCUGUAUUGGCUUUUUUCUCCACUUUUACUAUAUUUACUAG